UCAACAGCCACCACCACCACCUUUAUCCCAGCGCAACUUCUGUUUCAUUACUAGCGAUUCCUCUGAGAUCUUUGGACUGCCUAGGCCAAAUCACCGAGAUCGAGCUUGUCAUUUAAUUCCGUCGUGCCAUCCGGCGCGCUUGUGCCCCGAAGGAAUCGCUCACGCGCCGUCAGACCGUUUGCGCGAUGCCCUCAUUUCCAGUUGAGCCGCUCGUGCGGCCCAGAGAUGAUGGCUUACAACUUUGCUACCGACUCCCCCAUCGCAUCCAUGCUGCCCAAGCCUACCCCUUGCGGUCACCUAACGGCUCCUCUAUCAUUGUUUAUGGCUACGAGACUGGUCUGAAGAUUGUAUGGAGAGGAGGAAGGGAAUUUUCGGCAUUGAAGGAGACCGCACCCUCGACGCAUGCGAAAAGCGCAAAGAACGAUGGCGAUGAUGCUGUAAUGAUCAUCGAUUCAGACGAAGAAGACGCAGCCGCGGCGCCCACAUCUCAAGAAGAGCCUACCUAUGAUUUUGUUACAGAGGAGUCCGAAGUCGAUCCUGCGUUUCCGUUCGAGCCGAUUUUGCGUCAGAUUGACAUCCCCUUGGGAAGCCGUGUUCUCGACGUGGCAGUUCCCCGCUUGCUUCCUGAAGAGGCGCGUUCGCCUCUUGAUCCUUUCCCAACCGUCGCGAAGGACACAAUUUUCGUGGCUGCAGUUUGCUCAGAUCUGUCAACUCGGAUUGUGACUUUGCCGCUUGUGCCACCUCAUCCGGCUCAAAAGGAUUCAAAGAGUUGGAAGAUUCAAAAGGUCACACUUAAUGGAGGCGUGACUCACCAAGAUAUCCCAAGGGGUGUCUCUUUGACGUUCAGUUGCCAGGAGUCUGAGGAUGAGCAAGACCGUCGAAAGUCACGAAGCCGGGUUGAAGGAUCUGGAAAGUGGGACCUUUUGGUUGCCACACACUCGGCAGAGGGAUCAGGUGCCCUCUUGAUCCAUCGUGUUCCCCUUUCAGAAGAGCUUUCUGGGGGAUCGGUGCUCUAUAGGCUGGUAGAAGAGGAUCUGGUCUCUCAACGGCGGGUUUUGCCAUCACCCGCUCAGACCAUUGCUUUCAACCCAUCUUCGUACCCUUCCGUACGUCAUUCGAGCCUAUUAGUGGCGUUCCACAGUGGCUGCGUGAAAGUCUACUCGUGCUUCUCAAUUCAGAAAGCCACUUCCAAGAGUGGGCGACGGGGGUCAAACACCCAGGACGAAUACGAAACUCUCGACACCGAGGGUCGAUGGCUCAUCAGUUUGUACCCAGGCUUUGAGCAAGGGCCGACUGGCCUGACUCGGCGCAAGACUAUCAUAGAUGCCGACUGGGUCCUGGGUGGCCGGGCCAUCAUGGUUCUCCUGGCAGAUGGCGAAUGGGGGGUCUGGGAUAUCGAGGGUGCUGGCCCGGGAACGACAAAGGGCCCACUGCACCGCCAGUCAAAUGUGCAAGGUGUGACCGGAGGAUCCUUGACUAUAUAUGCGGUCAGUGGUCGUAUCGUGGCUCCCUUGACCAGCACUCAGUCGGACGCGGAGCAGCGAUCUCGAUUCGCCCCGAUGACUCCGUCUACGAGGCGGGUGCGUGAGGAUACCCUUCUCAAGGGAUCGACAACUGCCGCCAGUCCCUCUCUUCGGGGCCAGAUCUCCGUCUGGCAGACCAACGUAUCCCACGAGUUGCCCGACGAAUCGAUUCUGCUACGUCAUGGCCAGCACAGCGCCGUGAUUCCAAGCCUGUUGUCUCUCUGGCGUAAUGCAGUGAAGACAACCGGCACCUUUGACGCGUCGAACCGAUGCCGCGUGACCCCAUUCCAAGUCGUUAACUUGAUGGGAGAGAACUUCCAAGCAAUCGGUCAUCUACCCGCACCGACACGCCGUUCUCGCGCCGCCGAGCCACAGAAAUUCGAUAUCCUCGUGGCCGCCGAGCACCAGAUCGUCAUUCUCGCUCCCCGGUUGACCGAGUCCGAAGACAUCGCCGCAACAACCCAAGUCACGAAGCAAGAAGUAGACGCAGAAGCAGAUCAGAUGAUGCUGCGCCGGGGCGAAUUGGACGUGGAGGGUAUGGGCCGUCUCUUGAACGGCAUGGCAAGCGGCGCCGGGACUCUACGCGUGAGCGCCAGCCCGGUGAAGCGAGCUCGCAUCUUCACCUAAAUCUGGCAAAAGGGGGGAUCAGACCGCAAUAGACGAUACCCACGCACCAACAACGGGGGAAAAAAAUACCAUAUUAACCUAUUUCUCACCCAUUUCAUUCUCCAGCUUACCCCCAUCUUUCUUCUUCUCCUAGGAACCCACACAGACCCAUUCGCGCUGUAAGGUGGAGCGCAAGGCGAGGUCCAUGCCUUGAAAUUCUUUUCUUCGGAACUGAAUAAGCUCUGUAUCGGAUGCGAUAUAUCAAACCUACCAACCAUCAAUCUGCAGCGAAGCUUCACGCUUCACGCUUCAAGCCAUGGGACCUACGUCCUCGCGAUAUACACGUUAUGUCGCGGCGCCUGUAUUUGAUUUCCCCCGGAUUCACCUGCUCUCUCUGGCUAUCCUCCCGGAUUCCUGCCGAUCUGUCCGCUUGGGGCGCCUAUCUACAUCGGUGGGGCGUGGGUGGUAGUCACGGGGAACGGGCCGGGUUGUUGAAUAUGGUGCGUGAAUUGGCGGCGAUGGGACAUUAUCAUAUUUAUCCUUAUAUAUGUUGGUCUAAUAGAAUGAUCCAAUGUAUGGGUUGCCGAUGUACAAGGAUCAAUUCUUCAAAUUAGCAUAUCUCUGUGCGGUUUGAGCAUGCUUGGCUCGCUAGGUAGUAGGUUGAUGGAUAUUGUGAUUCUCGUGUUGUACUUUUGGAGGUUAUUGCGAUAUGUUGCACUUUUAAUAAAUCCUCCUCUUCUCGGAAGACAAGUUGGCGAGACGAGGCCAAUAGUUCACCUGAACCCUAUCGUUCUCCAUGACUUUUGGAAAUCAAUAUGUGUUUUGAGGCUCGUCUAGCAAACCAAUCAGAGACACAGGUCUUUGAUUUCACGAUGUAUACACAGGUUAGAUCUACGAAAUACCAGGAAUUUCAAUGAAUCUGGAUGUAAUUU
Molecule: messenger RNA, 3061 nt
Organism: Penicillium brasilianum
Lineage: Eukaryota; Fungi; Ascomycota; Eurotiomycetes; Eurotiales; Aspergillaceae
Source: the annotation of a GenBank genome assembly